Messenger RNA from Babesia bovis T2Bo, 480 nucleotides. Its product is annotated as DNA-directed RNA polymerase Transcription factor S-II (TFIIS) family protein. Gene Ontology annotation, cellular component: RNA polymerase III complex. Gene Ontology annotation, biological process: DNA-templated transcription; termination of RNA polymerase III transcription. Bases 86 to 415 code for a protein of 109 amino acids. The transcript is spliced from 2 exons. The record is from RefSeq and is a predicted model, not a curated record. Gene Ontology annotation, molecular function: DNA-directed RNA polymerase activity; zinc ion binding; nucleic acid binding. Lineage: Eukaryota; Apicomplexa; Aconoidasida; Piroplasmida; Babesiidae.
AUUCCAUUGAGGGCAUCAGGCGUCGUGUUCAGGGUGUUAUUGAAUCACCCUCUUAAUGUUAGUGUGUUGAUUCUAUUUUGAUAUUAUGGCGUUAUUUUGUCCGCUUUGUCACAGUGUAUUGUUUUUUAGUUGCAACCCUCCUCAAACAUCUACCUUUUCUUGUAUGCGUUGUGUUUACGAGCUACCUAUAUCGCGUCGUUACCACAAGUCUACUGUGUACACUCAAUUUGAGAAGGAGAUUCCUCGUUCUCCUCAUAGUGUGAAUGAGUUUGAGCACGCGCCUAAGAUUAUUGCUGUAUGUCCUUCGUGUCAUAACAAGGAAGCUUAUUUCAUGAGCAUCCAAACUCGUUCUGCUGACGAGCCCAUGACUCAGUUUUUCGUAUGUACGGCUUGCCGUCACCGUUGGAAGGAGUAGUUGCUUUUGAAACGUUGGACGUUGUCGAUAUUUAAUGGCCCUUAUCGCAUUUGUUAUGACCUUGC